AACAUUCAAUUUUAUAUAAUGUUGCGCAAUACGAAAUAACUGAUCAGUUAGAAUCUAAUCUUUGUAGUGGAGUUAUAAACCGUAAAACGCGAAAGAUAAAUUUAGUCAACAAAGGAAGUCAAGUGUUUUAUGGGUGUGAAUUGUAGUAACAACUCUUCAAAUCCUGCGAUGUCUAGUGACAAUUCAAACUGUGAUAUUACUCCAACCCGUAAUUACACCAGCAGUAACGAAAGAGAUUCCUGGUGCCUAAUAAGAAAAAUAACCAAAGAAAAUGACCUUCCACAUGGUGACCCAUGGUUAAUAUCAAAACAAGAGUUCAGAAUGCGCAAAAUGUAUGUGUGGAGUGAAAUUGAAGCAGUGUUUCGAUUACAAUACGGAGGUAGCAAUGAAAUUGGGGCUUUUAUGAGACUGACUAAUUCGUAUUGUCUCAUCGGUGGUGACCCCCAAAAGUACGAAAAAGUCGAAGGAAUGAUUGAAGGUGAUAUCCAGUGGGGUUCUGUGGUAAACACUUCUUUGGCGGGCUGUGAGAUAGUAGGACGAUUAUGUGUAGGCAAUAAAAAUGGACUUUUGGUACCUGAAAUGACCUACGAUACGGAAUUACAGCGACUAAAAGAAGAACUCCCCGAGUCUAUAAAAAUAUCGAAGAUUGAAGAUAAAUUGUCUGCAUUAGGCAAUGUGAUUGUUUGCAAUGAUAGUGUCGCACUUAUUCACCCAGAUUUGGACCGAGAAACUGAAGAAGUGAUAGCAGAUACCUUACAAGUUGAAGUUUUUCGCCAUAUGAUAGCCAACAAUCCCUUAGUAGGUUCGCACUGUGUUUUAAAUUACUAUGGAGGGUUAGUAAAUCCGGAUAUUAGCCAAAACGAACUCGAAAACUUAUCAUCGCUGUUGGAGUUAUCUUUAGUUCCUGGAACCGUAAAUCAAGGGAACAAACUUGUGGGAUCUGGUUUAAUAUGUAAUGACAGACUUGCAUAUGCUGGCAUGAAAACUACUGCCAGGGAAUUUACUGACAUUGAAAAAGCGUUUCAUUUAAGAUGAUAAAAUACUGACUCGCUUUUAAUACAAGUAAUGGUGUUAAUUGUACCAUGUGCUGUGAUAUAAUUAUGUUUUGUACAAUGUAAAAUGCCGUUGCUAAUUGUAAGAAAAGUCUGUACAACUUUUGAAAUUAAACUUAUAAAAUAGA
Messenger RNA from Tribolium castaneum (red flour beetle), 1180 nucleotides. Its product is annotated as eukaryotic translation initiation factor 6. The transcript has 4 exons. Gene Ontology annotation, cellular component: nucleolus; cytosol; preribosome, large subunit precursor. The coding region runs from base 130 to 1035 and encodes 301 amino acids. The record is from RefSeq and is a predicted model, not a curated record. Gene Ontology annotation, molecular function: ribosomal large subunit binding. NCBI's taxonomy places the organism in Eukaryota, Metazoa, Arthropoda, Insecta, Coleoptera, Tenebrionidae. Gene Ontology annotation, biological process: maturation of 5.8S rRNA; assembly of large subunit precursor of preribosome; cytosolic ribosome assembly.